Messenger RNA from Aspergillus costaricaensis CBS 115574, 1935 nucleotides. RefSeq names its product CAAX farnesyltransferase subunit beta RAM1. NCBI's taxonomy places the organism in Eukaryota, Fungi, Ascomycota, Eurotiomycetes, Eurotiales, Aspergillaceae. Gene Ontology annotation, molecular function: protein farnesyltransferase activity. The coding region runs from base 305 to 1879 and encodes 524 amino acids. Gene Ontology annotation, biological process: protein farnesylation. Gene Ontology annotation, cellular component: protein farnesyltransferase complex. The transcript has 7 exons. The record is from RefSeq and is a predicted model, not a curated record.
ACUAUACAGUCUUCCCAUGGCAGCCUUAUCUUUGCGGAACCGAGGUUCUACUAUCUAUCUUGCGCACUUGGUUUGUUCGCCCAACUCAACUGGGGCCUUCUGGCCUGAGGAGUCGACGAGGGGCCCACCUGACUUGCAACUGCGGCGGGGAGAAGAGAACAAUGGAUUCUGCGGGCGGCCAUGGCAGCUGUCAUCUCCAUUCAUGAAGAGGAGAACAAUCGGACCCAGGCUCAUCUCGAUCAUUCUCGAUCGCGCCAAUAAACAGUAGUCCCCGAAUUCAUAUAUUCGAACUCCAGGAAGUUCCAUGCCGAUCGUUAUCGCUGCCGCAGGGAAGCCGCGUCGCAAAGUUCGUUUCUCAUCCAACCAAACAUCCAGACCAACAGACGCUCAGGGUAGAGACACCAAAUCUGCUAGUUCGUCAAUAGGUCGCCGUCAGCCCUCGGCGCCUACAUCCAAAAAGCACACCUCGCUAGAUCAGCGCAGCAACAGCAGCGGCGGCGGCAUGUAUGAACCCCAAGCACAUCCCGGAGUUCCGGCUUUGUUUCAAGAGCUGCCUUCGCUCCUAGAUGCCCUGUGCACCGAGUCCUCUGAGGUCCAAAAUGAGACUGUCAACAAAUGUUUGCCCUUCUUGAAAGGCAUUCACAACAGCCAGGCAGGUCCUUUCAACCGAUUUGGAGUGCCAGCUCUGAAUCAAAAUGACCACCUUAUCUACUUAUACGAUUCUUUGGAGGACUAUCCAGAGGGCUUCGCUGGCAUGGAUGCAAGCCGGCCUUGGAUGGUCUACUGGGUGCUGGCUGGAUUAAGCCUCCUGGGGGAAGAUGUCACCAAAUACCGUGAACGUGUCGUUUCCACGUUUACGCCAAUGCAAAAUCCUACAGGGGGCAUGGGCGGAGGCCACGGGCAACUGUCCCACUGCGCCUCUAGCUAUGCCGCAGUGCUCGCUUUAGCCAUGGUCGGAGGCGAAGAGGCAUUCAACCUGAUCGAUCGAGAGGCGAUGUGGAGAUGGCUAGGAAGUUUGAAGCAGCCUGACGGCGGCUUUAGGGUCUGCGCGGGCGGGGAAGAAGACGUGCGAGGCGCCUAUUGCGCCAUGGUGGUCCAUUCGCUACUGAAUUUGCCACUGGAACUACCCCCUGAUGCCGAAGCUCGGCAGCACGGUCUGGAGACGUUUACCAGUGGCCUCUCGGAGUAUCUGUCGAGGUGUCAAACAUACGAAGGCGGCAUUUCCGGAAGCCCCGGUUCUGAGGCACAUGGCGCCUAUACUUUCUGUGCUUUGGCAUGUCUGUGCCUCAUGGGCCCACCAGAAGUGGUGGUGUCGAGGUGCAUGGAUGUUCCUUUACUCCUGAGCUGGCUUUCUGCUCGACAGUACGCCCCCGAAGGAGGGUUCUCGGGGAGAACCAAUAAACUGGUGGAUGGCUGCUACAGCCAUUGGGUCGGCACCUGCUGGCCAUUAGUUCAGUCUGCCCUCAAUGGGGUCCAGUCAGCUACAGGUCCGGAGCGGGUCCCUGCCAAUCUCUACAGCCGUGAAGGGUUAACCAGAUAUAUCCUUGGUUGUUGCCAGUCCAAGUACGGGGGGCUCCGUGAUAAGCCUGGAAAGCAUCCGGAUUCGUACCACACCUGCUACGCGCUGACGGGCUUGAGCUCGGCCCAGUAUCAUCAUUACCAUACCACUUCCAGCAUCAGCUCUGAUGAAGGCUUUGGUUCGGCGUAUUCCUGGAAAUGCACUCCCAUCCCUGUUUCGGAUGACACAUCCUCCGACCAGAAUGUAUUCGAUGAGAAGGACCGGUUGAAGGCCUUCCACCCGAUCUUCGUGGUACCCCAUGCGGCCGCAGAGAACCUGCGGGUAUGGUGCGAGCAACGUCCAAUCAAGCCCGAGUGGUGAUGGGACGGGUGCCGAUAUCGAGCAGGGGAACUAUAUCAAUGAAAAGUAUAUUUUGU